AUGAGCAGGGGGAGGGAGCAGCAGCGUGAGGCGGCGGUGACCGGGCAGUGCCGCGGCAGUGCAAUGGCGCUUCCGCGGCGCGGGCGCUGGUUCGACGACGAGGCGCCCACCACGACGCGGGCGGGGCGCGCGGGGUGGAGGUGCCGGUCGUUCGCGGCGGCGGUGAUCGCGGACUGCGUCGCGCUGGGCUGCUGCCCGUGCGCGGUCGUCAGCCUGCUGGGCCUCCUGCUCGUCAAGGCCCCGCUCGUCGUUGGCCGGCGCUGCGUCGGCCGGCUCAGGAGGCGGAGGCGGAGGCGGUUGCUGCUGCACAAGAAGCGGGUGCGCGACGUCGCGGCCUCCGCGACCACGACGACCACCACCACGGACGACAGCAAGAAGAGCGCGAAGGCGGAGGCCGCGCCCGGCGUGGGGACGCCGGACGCCGCUGGCGCGGUGGCUGUGGCGGCGAGCGCGUCGGGUGCUGAGGCAGAGCUGGCGUGGCUGGAGGAGAUGUACCGGGUGGGGCACUGGGGCUUCGGCGUGCCGGAGAGAACCCCGUGA
This is a messenger RNA of Phragmites australis (common reed), 540 nucleotides long. RefSeq lists its product as uncharacterized. The transcript has a single exon. Lineage: Eukaryota; Viridiplantae; Streptophyta; Magnoliopsida; Poales; Poaceae. Bases 1 to 540 code for a protein of 179 amino acids. The record is from RefSeq and is a predicted model, not a curated record.